This is a messenger RNA of Purpureocillium takamizusanense, 1803 nucleotides long. RefSeq names its product putative PKS/NRPS-like protein biosynthetic cluster. The record is from RefSeq and is a predicted model, not a curated record. Bases 1 to 1803 code for a protein of 600 amino acids. Gene Ontology annotation, molecular function: fatty acid synthase activity. Gene Ontology annotation, biological process: fatty acid biosynthetic process; secondary metabolite biosynthetic process. The transcript is spliced from 2 exons. Lineage: Eukaryota; Fungi; Ascomycota; Sordariomycetes; Hypocreales; Ophiocordycipitaceae.
AUGGGCGCUGAGCUGCUCGAUCGCUCUCCCAUGGCCCGGCAACUCAUCGUCCAGCUCGAAGCGCACCUCGCCGCCCUUCCAGAGUCGGAGCGGCCUAGUUGGUCUCUGGAGCAGGAGUUGCGCGCACCCCAGGCCACGUCCCGUCUGAACGAGGCCGCCCUGUCACAGCCUCUCUGCACGGCGCUGCAGAUCGUCCAAGUCGACCUCCUGCGCGCCGCUGGCGUCGAGCUCGCGGGAAUCGUCGGGCACUCGAGCGGUGAGAUCGGUGCCGCAUAUGCCGCCGGCCUCCUGUCGGCCCGCGACGCGCUGUGCCUACUUCCGCGGUCUGGUGCCAUGAUGGCCGUGGGCACCUCGAUGGAGGACGCAGUCGACAUUGUUGCCGAGUUCGACGGGGCAGCUACGCUGGCGGCUUGCAACUCGUCGGCCAGCGUCACGCUCUCGGGCGAUCAAGACGCCAUCGACGAGCUGGCCACCAUCUUCGAGGAUGAGAAGAAAUUCCAUCGCAAGCUCAAGGUCGACAAGGCGUACCAUUCCAGGCACACGGUGCCCUGCUCGGCACCAUACAUGGAAUCCCUCCGCGGCAACGGCAUCAAGGUGCGGACUCCCAGUGGUUCCAAGAAGGGCGGUCGUGUCUGGUACUCGACUGUGUACGAAGGCCUGGAAAUGUCUUCUCCCGAGGCGCUCGCGAAGCUGAAAGACGGCAGCUACUGGCGCGACAACAUGGUCCGGUCGGUGCUUUUCUACCAGGGUCUGAACAAGGCACUGGCGUCUGGCACGUUUGACCUCGCCCUCGAGAUCGGUCCUCACCCGGCCCUCAGGGGCCCGGCAACCCAAACCAUCCACGAGGCGCCGAACCGCGAGAUCCCCUACCACGGCGUACUUUCCCGCGGCACCACGGCCGACGUGGCCCUCUCUGCUGCUCUCGGCAUUCUCUGGAGCCAGGAGAACACGGCUCAGUCGCUGGUCAACCUGGAAUCGUCUGAAGCGGCCGCCACCAAUAAGAGUGACGGCUACCGUUUGUUAAAGGGGCUGCCAACGUACCGGUGGAACCACGAGCGGACCUACUGGAGGGAGUCGCGGCACUCCCGCCGCCUUCGCACCCGCAAGGCGCGCGUCAACCCAAUCCUUGGAGCUGUCGAACCCGAGAGCUCUAUGACACAACAACGCUGGCGCAACGUACUCCGAGGACGCGAGAUUCCGUGGCUGGCGGGCCAUCAACUGCAAGGCCGCACCGUCUUCCCGGCCACCGGAUAUGUCUCGACGCUGAUCGAGGCUGUGCGCCAGCUCCCGCAGGUUGCCGGGGGCACAAUUCAUCUCAUUGAUAUCUCAAGCUUCUGCAUUCUGCAGGCCAUGUCGUUCGGCGAAGACGACAGCGGCAUCGAGAUCCUGUCGACUCUCGAGACCAUCCGGAAGGACAAUGAGCGUCGGACCAUCCGAGCACACUUUACGUAUUCCUCGGCUUCCGGGCGGGACCCCAAUGAUGGCUUCGUCCUGACUGCGAGCGCUGACGUUGAGAUCCUGCUUGGCGAGCCCUCCAAGAGCUUGCUACCUGCUCGCCAGGCAGAGCCGCCCAACCUGGUCGACGUGACUGAUGACCGCUUCUACGGCACCCUGGCUGAUCUCGGAUACGGGUACACUGGGCCGUUCCAGGCCUUGUACGGCCUUCGUAGGAAGCUUGGCAAGGCUGUCGCCCAGGUCGCCAUCCCGCCAUCGGACGAGAGCACGCCUCUCGUCCACCCCGGCACGCUGGACGGCGCCAUCCAGGCCAUACCCCUUGCCUUCUGCGAUCCGGGUGAUGGCUAG